This is a messenger RNA of Didymosphaeria variabile, 1587 nucleotides long. It is a transcript of the gene chk1, whose product is annotated as Chk1 protein kinase. Gene Ontology annotation, molecular function: protein kinase activity; ATP binding. Gene Ontology annotation, biological process: protein phosphorylation; mitotic G2 DNA damage checkpoint signaling. Lineage: Eukaryota; Fungi; Ascomycota; Dothideomycetes; Pleosporales; Didymosphaeriaceae. The record is from RefSeq and is a predicted model, not a curated record. The coding region runs from base 1 to 1587 and encodes 528 amino acids. The transcript has a single exon. Gene Ontology annotation, cellular component: cytoplasm; nucleus; site of double-strand break.
AUGGACGCACCCAACCCCGUCAUAGCUGUCAAAUUCAUCAACAAAGAGCACGCCCUAAAACAUGGCCGCCUCUCAGAAAAACACAUCAAGAUGGAGGUCGCCAUCCACAAGCACCUCGGCAAGCACGCACACAUCAUCCAGUGUCUUGCCAACGGUGAAGACCACUACUGGCAUUGGAUCGCCAUGGAACUCGCCGAUGGCGGCGAUCUUUUCGACAAAAUCGAGGCGGAUGAGGGUGUGGGCGAGGACGUCGCUCACGUGUAUUUUCAUCAACUGAUCGAUGCAUUGGGGUAUAUGCAUUCAAAAGGUAUUGCACACCGGGACAUCAAACCAGAGAACGUGCUGUUGAGCGCUGAUGGAGAUCUGAAGAUCGCGGAUUUUGGGCUGGCGGCACUUUUCGAGAAGGAUGGGGUGAAGAGGUUGUGUAAUACCGUCUGUGGGAGUCCGCCGUAUAUCGCGCCUGAGAUCGUCAGCGGACGCCGGAGCAAGAGGAAGGAUAUUUUGGAUGUUGGUUAUCAGGCGAAUAUCUGCGAUAUCUGGAGUUGUGGCGUCGUACUAUUCGUGCUGCUGGUGGGUAACACCCCGUGGGAAGAGCCGACGAUGCGGAGCGAUGAGUUUAGACAGUAUGUGGAGACGGAAGGGAGGACAAAGGACGAGCUCUGGGACAAAAUUCCAUCAGAUUUGCUCUCGCUGCUGAGGGGUAUGCUCAAGCUGAAUCCUGAUGAGAGGAUGAAGCUCGACGAGAUACGCACACACCCCUGGUACACGCGGAAGAACCCAUUCCUUGCAUCAAACGGGAGGACCACCAAUCAGAUCGGCUUGGCUUCGCAGAUGCUCUCCCAACUACACAUCGGCGUCGACCGCCCGCCAGUGCGGUCUCAGCGCGGCUUCUCACAAGAUCCAGACGCCAUGGACAUCGACUCAGACCCGCAUCGCUCACGUGCCAACCCAGCGAAUAUCAACGGUCUCUCGUCCACACAGCCAGAGACCCCAUUAGCAGAUACGCCAUUCGACUGGGAGCGUCCAGCGCGCACAUAUUCUCAGGACGGCGUACCAGCAUCACAACCCAAUAUGUGCAAUCAAGCACCUGCUUCAAGCAUGAUUGGCGGCCCAUCAUAUCUCUCCCAGCUCUCGCCUUCAACCCAAGACAUCCUCUCGCAGGACCCCUCAAUGUCGCAAUUCCACCCCACACCAUCCAUACCUAUGACGCUCACCCAAAUGGCGCGCAAAUUCGGCGACAUCAUGCCCUCGUACUCGCUUUCGCGCUUCCUCUCUCCGCUCGCUGUAUCCCUACUCGUUCCUCUCCUCAUCGAAGCGCUGCACCGCCUCGGCGUUCCCGCUGCCCCUAUCUCCGAUGAACACCUAGUAGAGAUAAACCGCGCAGGGAAGGCGAGUGUGCGCGUGAAAAUGGCGGAUGGUCGACGGCAGGGCCUUAAUGGGCAUAUUGUUGUGGAAAGGGUGACCAUAAUGGGGGAAAAGGUAAGUGAGGUGAGGUUUGUGAAAGCCAGUGGGGAUCCAUUGGAGUGGAGGAGGUUCUUUAAGAACGUGGUGAGGUGCGUUGGGGAUGCUGUGCUGAGACCUGAUUAG